CCACAAAAAGGAUAGAAAGUUUAGGUUCUUGAGCUUUCUCUCUCGAGCUAAACACCCACACGAGCGUCUCUCGAUUCCUCAUUUCAUCCUUUUUCGCAUUUAUUCUUCUUCUUCUCUGCUUUACUUCAGUUCUCACCGAUCUUGACCCUGAACAUCACCAAUUGGGUUUUGUCUGAUCUGUUUUAUAAAUUCAACGCGGUUUUGUAUGGUUUGACUGAAACACUGAAAUGGGUUGUGAAAUUUCCAAGCUAUGUUCAUUCUGUUGCCUUUCAGAGCCACCUGAAUCCAAUCGUGGACUCACAGCCUUAGGUGGUGAUGAUAGGAUUGGUGAAGGGAACGAUCUGCCUCAGUUUCGUGAAUUCUCUAUCGAGACGCUAAGGAACGCUACAUCAGGCUUUGCUACAGAGAAUAUAGUGUCAGAGCAUGGUGAGAAAGCUCCUAAUGUUGUCUACAAAGGGAAGCUUGAUAACCAAAGACGUAUUGCUGUCAAAAGGUUUAACAGGAAAGCCUGGCCUGAUUCUCGUCAGUUUCUGGAGGAAGCUAAAGCUGUUGGUCAGUUAAGGAACUAUAGGAUGGCGAAUCUGCUUGGAUGUUGCUAUGAAGGUGAAGAGAGACUUCUUGUUGCUGAGUUUAUGCCUAAUGAAACCUUGGCUAAGCAUCUUUUCCACUGGGAGUCACAGCCGAUGAAGUGGGCAAUGAGACUAAGAGUAGCUUUACAUAUUGCUCAAGCUUUGGAAUAUUGUACCGGCAAAGGGCGUUCACUCUACCAUGACCUUAAUGCUUAUAGAGUUCUCUUUGAUGAUGACUCGAAUCCAAGGCUUUCUUGCUUUGGUCUGAUGAAAAACAGUAGAGAUGGUAAGAGUUAUAGUACCAACCUUGCUUUCACUCCUCCCGAGUAUCUCAGAACAGGUCGCGUGACACCAGAAAGUGUGAUGUACAGUUAUGGAACUCUGUUGCUUGAUCUUCUUAGUGGAAAACACAUUCCUCCAAGCCAUGCGCUGGAUCUCAUACGGGACAGGAACAUUCAAAUGUUGAUCGAUUCAUGUUUGGAGGGUCAAUUUUCAAGUGAUGACGGGACUGAACUGGUACGGUUAGCUUCUAGAUGCUUGCAGUAUGAGCCUCGAGAACGGCCUAACCCUAAAUCUCUAGUCACUGCAAUGAUUCCUCUCCAGAAGGACCUUGAGACUCCUUCACAUCAACUGAUGGGAAUACCAAGCAGUGCCUCAACAACGCCUCUUUCACCACUUGGAGAAGCAUGCCUAAGAACUGAUCUAACUGCCAUACAUGAGAUUGUUGAAAAACUUGGAUAUAAAGAUGAUGAGGGAGCAGCCACAGAGCUUUCGUUCCAGAUGUGGACCAACCAGAUGCAAGACUCGCUGAACUUCAAGAAAAAGGGUGAUGUUGCUUUCAGGCACAAAGACUUUGCAAAUGCUGCCGAAUGCUAUUCUCAGUUUAUAGAGGGCGGGACAAUGGUUUCACCAACUGUGUAUGCAAGGAGAAGUCUGUGUCACCUGAUGAAUGAUAUGCCCCAAGAGGCAUUGAACGAUGCAAUGCAAGCCCAAGUGAUAUCUCCUGCUUGGCAUAUCGCAUCUUAUCUUCAAGCUGUAGCUCUCUCAGCUCUAGGACAAGAGAACGAAGCUCACGCUGCUCUUAAAGACGGAUCAAUGCUCGAAAGCAAAAGAAACGCUCUAUGAUGAUGGUGAUAACAAAAACAAAAAAGACGAAACAGCUCAUAGGCUUUGCAGAAUAUGAUCAAAACCCACCAUCAUCCUCAUAAGAGUAGAUAUGAGCCACUACACAGGCUCUCAUAUCGUGUGCAUCCUCAUCAUUAUCAUCAUUGGUCAGUUUCGUAGUUCCCUUUUUUUUCUUUUUCAAAUACUGGACGAUGCAUUCAUUUGGUCUUGUACCGCGAAUUGGACUCUUUUUUUGAAUCUGUGAUGGAGAUUUGAUUAUGGAUUGGGAAUGGUGUGAUUGUGGAUUUGCUUUGAUGGUUUUUAUGAUUUGUAAUCAAUGUUUUGUAAUAAAUAAAUAACUUGUAUGUAAACUUUGUAUUUUUGACUUUGGAUGAUCUUUUGAA
Brassica rapa (field mustard) is the source of this 2077-nucleotide messenger RNA. Its product is annotated as serine/threonine-protein kinase BSK7. The record is from RefSeq and is a predicted model, not a curated record. Gene Ontology annotation, molecular function: ATP binding; protein binding; protein kinase activity. NCBI's taxonomy places the organism in Eukaryota, Viridiplantae, Streptophyta, Magnoliopsida, Brassicales, Brassicaceae. Gene Ontology annotation, biological process: brassinosteroid mediated signaling pathway; protein phosphorylation.